This is a messenger RNA of Stegastes partitus (bicolor damselfish), 672 nucleotides long. Its product is annotated as small nuclear ribonucleoprotein Sm D3. Gene Ontology annotation, biological process: RNA processing; spliceosomal snRNP assembly. The transcript is spliced from 4 exons. Gene Ontology annotation, cellular component: spliceosomal complex. Lineage: Eukaryota; Metazoa; Chordata; Actinopteri; Pomacentridae. The record is from RefSeq and is a predicted model, not a curated record. Bases 134 to 511 code for a protein of 125 amino acids.
GGAUUGUGGGUAGGCGGAAAAAGGCUCAAAAAUCUACGCCGAAGCGUCAAGCGCACGUUGUGGAGUCGCUGCAGAAGAAAAACCAACAAAAGAAAACAGCUUUCCAGACAAAUUUAAGGAAAACGGGUGAAAGAUGUCCAUCGGCGUACCAAUCAAGGUCCUGCACGAAGCAGAGGGACACAUUGUGACCUGCGAGACCAACACCGGAGAGAGGUGUGAUUUACUUAAAAUAAUUCCAUUUCUGUCCCUGCAGAUGUCCAAUAUCACAGUGACUUAUCGUGACGGCCGCGUGGCGCAGUUGGAACAAGUCUACAUCCGCGGCAGCAAGAUCCGCUUCCUGAUCCUACCUGAUAUGUUAAAGAAUGCUCCGAUGUUAAAGAGUAUGAAGAACAAGAACCAGGGAUCAGGUGCAGGAAGAGGAAAGGCAGCUAUUCUUAAAGCACAAGUGGCUGCAAGAGGACGAGGCCGUGGUGGAAUGGGAAGAGGCAACAUCUUCCAGAAGAGGCGAUAACUUCUCCAGUUUGAUUCAGAUCGUUUCAUUGUAUAGUCUUUUGGUUCUUUUUAUUUUUUCCUUUUUGGAUUGGAUUAUGUAGGUGGUGUUUGCAAUCUUUUGCUUCGCAGUUUAUUGCUGUAAUUUCACUUUUUUAUGAAAAUAAACAUAUUUCCAUUUGA